GAUCUCGAGGCAUCCCAGGGUGCUGUGGCAGCCUGGUUGAGAAGGGCACGCAAGGGAACCCUAUAUGUAACCUUUAUCCUCCCCAGCCUGAAUGAGCAGGCAUCUAUUUACAACAGUCUCAAGCAGGGGCAGUCUUCAGGAGAAGUUGAGACCCGUGGUGCUUAAGGUUUUGGCCCUGUGGGUCAGUUGAAUACCACAGGACUAGUCUGUGGACCAGAUAGAGCGUAUACCAACCUCAAGUGCCAGGUUCUGGUUUUGGGGCCCUGCACCACCCCUGCCCAGCCCAGUGUGCCAGGAUUGGGCCCCAUGCAGGACUGUGGAUCCAUGGAGAGACCUGCAGGCUGAGCACCCCUGGUCUAGACUCUACAGAGAACCUUAAACUCACACCUUUACACUUAACUACUCUGCCUUGGUGCCCCUCCUUUAAAAAGGCUUCAGGUGGAAGCGACACCCCAUAGUGCUGGGCUCAUAUAAACAAAGUAAGAAAAUACUUGUGUUGGAGUGCCGCUCUCCACAAUAGUGGACAUAACCCUACUUGAAUUAACCUGUACCAAGCAGAGGUGAUUAUGGUUUUGUACACUCCUGUUUCAUUCCUGGUCUUCAACAUGUCUCACAUUUUAGUCCUGACCUUCCUUGGAGCAGAGACUUACAAUCAGGCUAACCCAUGACACUGGUGGGAGGAAAAAGAGGUGCUAAGAUGAGACUACAAAGGCAGUUUUUUGCCUAGAGCUUAAGUCAAGGUCUAAGGCUCAAAUUUUGGGUCUCUGAGAGUAGAUGGCAAAAGCAUUAAAUUUACAUCACAUGCCCAAUCCUAACGUGCCUUCAGUCUAGGCUCCAGCUAGAUUGUUGUGGAAUGUUGUCCUGGGCCUGUUUAACAGAUUCAUUGUACUGCAAUUUGCUCUAGUUAAAAAUGGCAGCCAGGGUUAUGAGCCAGUAGAUAUGUGGCUGAACUCGUCUGUGAAGCUUGUCAAGUUUGGGUGUGGAGGGAGGAAGAGUAGGAAAAGUGGUGGGAGAGAGAGACAGGAUUUACUUGUGGUUUCAGACAUUUCCAUGACUAGAUAAUGGAUUGUUAUGUCGCUUGGUUUGCCUUAGGGUUGUCAGCUGCUGAAAUGUGGACUACAAUAACAGUGCGUCAGCUGAAUGCUGCAUUGGCUAAUACACUCUGCCCAUGUUAAUAGUAGCACUGAACUUCUUUCCUAACAUGAGCAAUAUUUUAGCAGCAAGAUUGAGUACUUCCUUCAUUGUUAAUAUCCCUAAGUGUAUCUCCUCCUCUCACUAUACACCCACUACCAUCAGACCAGCAAUAGCUGUUCUUGGUGAGACAGUUGGCCUGCCAGCUGUGACAGACACCAACCAGAUCAGAUCCCUCCGCAACUUCACUGAUGCCCCCAUUUACUAUGCGGGAGAAUUUGCAAGCGUCUCAUGCAGGAUGGCCAGGGCUCUUGUGAAAAUGGACAUAGAUGAUGAGAACUAUAAGCUGACCACAAUUGUAGGCUACCAGGUGGGAGCAGAAGUCUGUGAAAACACUAAGGGACCCUUCUGCAAUCGAGUCCUGAAGCCAUCCUCAUUCUACAGGGUGAAUUUUUUUGUUUUGGAUGAAAAUGCUGUAGUAAGAGCUCACACAGAUUGGUCUGAUCCCAUCCAGACAAAUAAUGUGACAAGCUUCUCAGCCUAUGAUGGUUCAUUUGAAGGGAGAGCAGGAGGAAUGAUUGUGAUCACCGUGCUGCUUUCUGUUGGCAUGUUCUUGGUGGUGGUUGGUUUAAUUGUGGCAGCAGCUCUUGGAGGUAGAAAAUCCUAAAACUGGAAGUCAAGUUUGCCUUCCAGAAUGAUGCUGACAACAGAUAUGGAUAAAAUGGGGCCUAGGAGUCAA
Gavialis gangeticus (Gharial) is the source of this 1870-nucleotide messenger RNA. Its product is annotated as uroplakin-2-like. The transcript has 5 exons. Lineage: Eukaryota; Metazoa; Chordata; Crocodylia; Gavialidae. Bases 1169 to 1798 code for a protein of 209 amino acids. The record is from RefSeq and is a predicted model, not a curated record.